Molecule: messenger RNA, 1599 nt
Organism: Pelobates fuscus (common spadefoot toad)
Lineage: Eukaryota; Metazoa; Chordata; Amphibia; Anura; Pelobatidae
Gene: DDX39A
Product: DExD-box helicase 39A
Exons: 10
Coding region: 136-1419 (427 amino acids)
Biological process (GO): mRNA export from nucleus; mRNA splicing, via spliceosome
Molecular function (GO): RNA binding; ATP binding; RNA helicase activity
Source: RefSeq, a predicted model, not a curated record
GCGUCGCAAGGCCGCGUCCAAUCGCGUGCGGGGGGGCGGAGCGUUGUGUUUAGGCCUCUAAGUAUCGCAAGCCGCGCUCUCUGUUCAGGGCGCUUGCACACGUGGAAGGAGUAACACUGGGAACCGACAGGUAUCAUGACUGAACAGGAUGUUGAGAAUGAGCUUUUGGAUUAUGAAGAAGAUGAUGAGCCACAGGCACCCGCUGAAACCCCAGCCCCUACAGGAAGAAAAGAAGUGAAAGGCUCCUAUGUGUCCAUACACAGUUCUGGUUUCAGAGACUUCUUAUUGAAACCAGAGUUACUUAGGGCUAUCGUGGACUGUGGUUUUGAACAUCCCUCAGAAGUUCAACAUGAGUGUAUCCCUCAGGCUAUAUUGGGAAUGGAUAUCCUGUGCCAGGCCAAAUCUGGUAUGGGAAAGACUGCAGUGUUUGUCCUUGCCACCCUACAGCAGAUUGAGGCAGUGGAGGGGCAGGUUUCAGUCCUAGUAAUGUGCCACAUACGUGAGCUAGCGUUCCAGAUCAGCAAAGAGUACGAGCGUUUUUCAAAGUACAUGCCUUCAGUGAAGGUGGCUGUUUUCUUUGGUGGUCUCUCAAUAAAGAAGGAUGAGGAAGUGAUCCGUCGGAACUGCCCUCACAUUGUGGUUGGCACCCCUGGACGUAUCUUGGCUCUUGUCAGGGACAAAACUUUGAGUCUGAAGAAUGUUAAACACUUUGUGUUGGAUGAAUGUGACAAGAUGCUUGAACAACUAGACAUGCGCAGGGAUGUGCAGGAGAUUUUCCGUCUUACCCCUCAUGAGAAACAAUGCAUGAUGUUCAGUGCUACUCUUAGUAAAGAAAUCCGUCCUGUCUGUAGGAAGUUCAUGCAGGAUCCUAUGGAAGUUUUUGUGGAUGAUGAAACCAAGCUGACACUUCAUGGCUUGCAACAGUACUAUGUGAAAUUGAAGGACAGUGAAAAGAACCGAAAACUGUUUGAUUUAUUAGACGUUCUUGAGUUUAAUCAGGUUGUGAUCUUUGUCAAGUCAGUGCAGAGAUGUAUGGCCCUGGCUCAGCUCCUGGUAGAGCAAAACUUUCCAGCCAUUGCCAUCCACCGGGGCAUGGCACAAGAGGAAAGACUUUCUCGUUACCAGCAGUUUAAGGACUUCCAGAGAAGGAUCUUGGUCGCCACCGAUCUUUUUGGAAGAGGCAUGGACAUUGAGAGAGUCAAUAUAGUUUUUAAUUAUGACAUGCCUGAGAACUCUGAUACAUAUCUUCAUCGUGUGGCUCGUGCUGGUCGAUUUGGCACAAAAGGACUGGCUGUCACAUUUGUGUCAGAUGAAGAGGAUGCUAAAAUCCUGAAUGAUGUUCAAGACCGAUUUGAAGUCAAUGUGGGAGAACUACCCGAUGAAAUAGACAUUUCUACUUACAUUGAGCAGAGUCGAUAACCUGUUCCAGAGAUAGUACUGUAUCCAUGUGUUUGGCGUUUCCUUCUUUGUCUGGCCACACUGUGUUUGGAAAGUCUUUGCUUUUACAGUCUCUGGGGUGGUUUUUUUUUAUUAUUUUUAUUAAUGACUGUUUUUGUGUAAAGAAUGGGGGGAAAAAUUAAAACUUUUUUUAUUAUUAAA